AUGUUCAAGGGUCCCCUUCCCGCUACCCGGCUCAUUGCUCGCCGCCUCUAUGCGACGCAAUCCUUUUCUACUUGUGCACGGAGUUCGGUCAGGUACCCAUCCUCCAUCGCCCGCACUCCUCUUUGCAGGUCUGUUGGUCGUAGCCUGAUUGUCACUCGUGGGUAUGCCGAGCCUGCCUCGAACAAGUUCUCGCGUGCGAAGCCUCAUAUGAACAUUGGCACCAUUGGUCAUGUUGAUCACGGCAAGACGACCCUCACGGCCGCUAUCACGAAGGUCCUCGCGGAGACGGGUGCCGCCCAGUUCACCGACUACUCGCAGAUUGACAAAGCACCAGAGGAGAAGGCCCGUGGGAUCACUAUCAACUCUUCGCAUGUUGAGUAUGAGAGUGCCUCUCGGCACUAUGGUCACAUCGACUGUCCUGGUCACGCCGAUUACAUCAAGAACAUGAUCACCGGUGCGGCUCAGAUGGACGGUGCCAUUAUCGUCGUCUCUGCCACAGACGGUCAGAUGCCCCAGACCCGAGAGCAUCUUCUCCUUGCUCGCCAAGUCGGCAUUAAAAAGCUAGUUGUCUUCGUCAACAAGGUCGACAUGAUUGCGGACACAGAAAUGCUUGAGCUCGUCGAUAUGGAGAUGCGUGACCUUCUUGCGACGUACAACUUCGACGGUGAGAACACCCCUAUUAUCAUGGGCUCCGCUCUUGCUGCUCUUGAGGGCCGGGACGACGCAAUCGGUGCGGAGAAGAUCCGUGAGCUCAUCCAGGCGUGCGACGAAUGGCUCGAAAUCCCUGCCCGUGACCUCGACAAGCCGUUCCUCCUGCCCAUCGAGGAUGUUUUCUCCAUCUCCGGUCGUGGAACUGUUGCAACGGGUCGUGUGGAGCGCGGCAUCUGCAACAAGGGUGAAGAAGUUGAGAUUCUCGGUUUGGGGUCAAAAUUCAAGUCCGUUCUCACCGGCAUCGAGGCGUUCCACCGAGAGCUCGACCGUGGAGAGGCUGGUGACAACAUGGGCGUGCUCCUCCGAGGCAUCAAGCGUGAGCAGCUCACACGUGGCCAGGUCGUCAUCCAGCCCGGUUCCAUGAAGUCUGUAAAGAAGUUCCAGGCUCAGAUCUACAUCCUUACCAAGGACGAGGGUGGCCGUUAUACGCCUUUCAUGGCCAACUACGCCCCUGUUAUGUAUUGCGCACGGCGAACAUCACUUCGUGUCGAAAAUGCGGACGAGAAGAUGGUUAUGCCGGGCGACAACGUCGAGAUGAUCAACACUCUGCAGACCGAUGUUGCUGCUGAGGUUGGGACUCGUUUCACGCUCCGUGAGGGUGGCAAGACUAUUGGUACGGGUAUCAUCACCAAAAUUCUUGAGCACGCAUAA
Molecule: messenger RNA, 1362 nt
Organism: Epithele typhae
Lineage: Eukaryota; Fungi; Basidiomycota; Agaricomycetes; Polyporales; Epitheliaceae
Product: translation elongation factor Tu
Exons: 11
Coding region: 1-1362 (453 amino acids)
Biological process (GO): mitochondrial translational elongation
Cellular component (GO): mitochondrion
Molecular function (GO): GTPase activity; translation elongation factor activity; GTP binding
Source: RefSeq, a predicted model, not a curated record